Molecule: messenger RNA, 2163 nt
Organism: Amphibalanus amphitrite
Lineage: Eukaryota; Metazoa; Arthropoda; Thecostraca; Balanomorpha; Balanidae
Product: SET and MYND domain-containing protein 4-like
Exons: 3
Coding region: 114-1961 (615 amino acids)
Molecular function (GO): protein binding
Source: RefSeq, a predicted model, not a curated record
GCGGCAGCUCGGAGCGGCCGUCAGCCAGCUAUAAAUACCGCGCACCUCUUCCGCCGCCCUCGGCUCGCGCCGCGUGCCCCGGCGGCCAGUCCGUGUCGAGUGUCGGAGCAGCCAUGGACGGCCCCACGUGCGCCGGCCCUCAGCCGUUCGGCGAGGACGCCUUCUCCACCUUCUACGACGGUGUGUGCGCCGAGGUGCGCGCGCUGGGCAUCGAGCAGUUCCGCGCCGAGUUCGACGCGCUCGACACGGACUCGGAGCGCGUGUCGGCUGUGCUGCGGCUGGAGAGCGCCGGCCGGCUGCGGCUGCCGACCGCCAGCCGCACCGGCAAGUCGGAGCAGCAGGCGCGCAGCUACCUCGAGAUGGCCAUGAACUGCACCGACUCGAGCCGCAAGCUGGUGCUGUGUAACACGGCGCUGCAGCACUGUCCGGCGCCGGCGGCCGGCGCCGCGCCGUCCGAGCUGCACCUGGCCGUCCUCCUCAACCGGCUGUGGACCGUGUACGAGCUGGGACGCUUCUCCAGCGGCCUGGCCGAGGCGCAGCGGCUGCUCGACGAGCCGGCGCUGGCCGCCGCGCCCGUGGAGACGCGCGUCCAGCUGCUGGUCGAGCGCGCCCGCUUCGAGGCGGCGCUGGCGCACCGGCCGGCCGCCGAGGCCAGCGUGCGCCAGGCGCUGCAGAUCGUGCGUCAGCUGGAGCGCCAGCAGCAGGCCAUGUACGCCCGCGAGCUGGGCACCAUCCGCAAACGGCUGACGGACGCCGAGCCGGCGCAGGCGGACAGCUCGGCGCCCGGGCCGCCGCCGGCGCCGCGCCUGUUCGCCGGCGAGCACGAGCGGCUGCGGCGCGUCUCGUCCGCCGUGGAGCUGGUGACGAGCGAGCGGCGCGGCCGGCACCUGGUGGCCACCACCGACAUUCCGCCCGGUUCAGUGGUGAUUGCCGACGAGCCGUUCGCCUGGUCGCUGCACCCGCCGCGGUGGACGACCCACUGCCAGCACUGCUGUCGGCCGGCCGACUGUCCACUGCCCUGUCCCAACUGCGCCUCGGUGCUGUUCUGCAGCCAGCCGUGCCGCUCAGAGGCGCUGCGGCUCUACCACGCCACAGAGUGUCCCGUGCUCGACCUGCUCAUCGACCCGAACCUGGGCCGCAUGGCCCUGCUCGUGUUCCGAGUGCUGGCGCGCGCCGGCCCCGAGGCCCUGGAGAGGGCAGAGGAGCUCGACUCAGAGUCCGCCUCGGACGUGUACGACUCGCUGGCGUACGAGGCCGUGCACAGCCAGGUGACCAACACGGCCGACCGGCCCAUGGGUGACGUCAUCAAACGGUGCGCCGUGGCGCUGUACCUGACCGCCUGCCUGCAGCGCGCCGGGGUCGGCAGCGCGGAGCGCCGGGUGGCCGCCGCCGCGCUGGCGCUCCGACACCUGCAGAGCUGCUCCUGUAACGCCUACGAGAUCACCGAGCUGCGGCUGGGCGGCGGCGGCGCGCGGCUCGCCGAGUUUGAGGAGCUCGGCGGCGCCGUGUACGCGGCCGUCUCGCUCACCAACCACAGCUGUUUCCCGAACGUGGUGCGCUCGAGUCGCGGCCGCGGCGUCACCGUGACCACCACGCGGCCGCUGCGCGCCGGCGACGAGCUGCUCGACAACUACGGCUUCCACUUCCACGAGGAGGAGGAGACGGCUCGGUACGCAGCGCUGCGCCGCCAGUACCAGUUCCACUGCGAGUGCGCCGCCUGCGAGCAGGGCUGGCCGCUGUACGCCGAGCUGGCCGACGGCGCGCCCCCGGGCGCCGAGCAGCGGGCCGCCGUCGAGCUGCUGGUGCUCGGUCGGUACGCGGAGGCGGCCGCGCGCCUGGCGCCCGUGGUGGCCGCCGACGGUGCCGGGGAGCCGAGCGCACCGCCCGACAAGCAGGCCGUGCAGCGGCAGAGUCUGUUCAUCAGGUGCAUACAGAGCACGGGUAACAUCAGCGCCGAGUGACCGGCAGGGACGGACAGAGCAGCUAGUCAGGAACAGCGUACCGCUGGUCCCAACUGGGCCGCAUGGCAUCAAGGUCCGAUACUGGUGACUGCAGCGAACCGACUCAUGAACACCUACGACUCGUUAUUUGUUACAAGUAAGACAAACAUUUCAUAAGUUUAUUAGGCCAAUCAUUGAGUAUUAAUAAAACUAACAACAAGCA